This is a messenger RNA of Mugil cephalus (flathead mullet), 1394 nucleotides long. RefSeq names its product sialic acid-binding Ig-like lectin 14. The transcript has 7 exons. NCBI's taxonomy places the organism in Eukaryota, Metazoa, Chordata, Actinopteri, Mugiliformes, Mugilidae. The record is from RefSeq and is a predicted model, not a curated record. The coding region runs from base 9 to 1394 and encodes 461 amino acids.
UCUAGGAGAUGAGUGUCAUGGCAGCCCUGUGUGUGAACGUGGUGACAGUCAACAUGUUACUGAGUGUCUUCUUUCUUUCAGGUGUUUGGACUGAAUGUGGUGAGAAAACAGGCCUCAACAUUACUGCACCAAAGAAGAUGGAAGCACUGAGUGGAUCUUGUUUGAAAAUCCCAUGUAACUAUACAGAGACACCAGGAAAAGGGUUUAACAGCAGCAGAAAAAUCUUUGGAGUGUGGAUUAAAAAUGACUCACACUUUGGCCCAAAUCCAAAUAAUGUAGUCUUCAACAGUAGUGGGUCAGUUAACAUCUAUCCAAUGAAUAUUACUGGAGACCUGAGUCAGAAAAACUGCACCACUCUGUUUUCUGGUUUAAAAAUAAGUUAUUCAGACACAUACUACUUCAGAAUUGACAACGAACCGUUCAAGGCAACAGCUGAUUGUGAUCCUCUUCAAAUAACAGUUAAAGAUUCUCCUUGGAGACCCACAAUUAACAUCUCAGGUGAUGUGAAGGAGAAGGAGUCUGUCACUAUCACCUGCUCAGCUUUCACUCCCUGUCCACACUCCCCUCCUCAACUCACCUGGAAUCUACAACAAGACCCUCACAACAAAAUAGAGGAAAACACAGAUGGGACCUUUACAACUAAAAUCCAGGAGACCAUCACUCUGUCAGACACACAUGAUGGAAACAACAUCAUCUGUUCUGUCAGAUAUCCUGUGAAUGAAGGAAAAGACGUCAAGACAGCAGAGACACAAGAGACUCUCAGUGUUUCAUAUGCUCCUAAAGACACCUCAGCAUCCAUCAGUCCAUCAGGUUUGGUGUCAGCAGGUAGCUGGGUGAAUCUGACCUGCUCCAGCAGAGCCAAGCCUCCCAUCAAACACUUCACCUGGUUCAAGAACAGCAAAGAUGGACCCAUGAUCGUAUCUGAAGGACACUUCUACAGCUUCAAUGUGACUGAUGGAGGAGUUUAUUACUGUGUGGCCUCAAAUCAACUUGGUAACCACACGUCACCGUGGAUUCAUCUGAACGUUGGAGUCUUGUUACCUUGGGAACCAGUUGUUGGAGGAAUCAUUGGGAUCAUUGUUCUCAUCUGCUUGGUCAUUUUUGUUUGGUGGUUAAAGUCAAGGCAUCAAAGUCAACAACAGACUCAGAGUCAAAGAGGUGGAGAUCUGGUUGUUGAAGAAGCUGCAGGUGAAACAGAAGAAGUAGAAAACAUCCAUUAUGGAGAGAUCAACUUCUCCAAGCAGAGACGUGACCCGUCCUCUGACUCAGUGCAGGACAGUGGACAGCAGCAGGACAGGGUGUACACACAGGUCAAGAUCAAGAAACCAGCAAAGAGAUUAACACAGACUGUUGACGACACAGAUUAUCUCUAUGCUGAAGUCAAGAAAAAAUGA